Messenger RNA from Danio aesculapii, 3358 nucleotides. RefSeq names its product diacylglycerol O-acyltransferase 1a (gene dgat1a). Gene Ontology annotation, cellular component: endoplasmic reticulum membrane. Lineage: Eukaryota; Metazoa; Chordata; Actinopteri; Cypriniformes; Danionidae. Gene Ontology annotation, biological process: triglyceride biosynthetic process. Bases 135 to 1631 code for a protein of 498 amino acids. The record is from RefSeq and is a predicted model, not a curated record. The transcript has 17 exons. Gene Ontology annotation, molecular function: diacylglycerol O-acyltransferase activity.
GGUGUCAUUGCGCAACGUCUGCGCAGCGCGGAGGGCUUGAAGCGCCGCGUCCUUUUCCAUGAUAGCAAAUACCGGCGAAAUGGGAACAGCAUGAGAGAAAACAUGUGUCCGUUUGUGUCAUUAUAAUCGCAAACAUGGGCGACAGAAACGAGAAGGGCUCGGCGAAGCACCGGCGGAGGACUACGAUCUCCGGAGAGGCGGCGGUGACUCAAGCCAAACGCGGCGGCGCAGCAGAGACGCUGAGUGGGCAGGUGAAGGAGAAAGAGCCGCAGAAACACGAGAAUGCAGCCGGCCGACAGAAGAACCAUGAUGCUGGAGACGACACAUUCAGCUGCCACAAGCUGCAGGAGUCUCUGCUCAGCUCGGCCAGUGGCUUCAGCAACUACAGGGGAAUCCUCAACUGGUGUGUGGUCAUGCUGGUUUUGUCAAACGCGCGGCUGGUGCUGGAGAACCUUAUAAAAUAUGGCGUUCUGGUGGACCCCAUCCAGAUCAUCUCUCUGUUCGUGAAGGACCCCUGCAGCUGGCCGGCUCUGUGCCUGAUCAUCGUUACUAACGUCUUCAUAAUGGCAGCUCUGUACACCGAGAGGAAGCUGUCUGUGGGCACCAUCUCUGAGGGAACAGGAUCUUUCCUUCACUGGAUCAAUCUGUCUGCACUGUUGUUUGUGCCAGCAGGAACGGUGCUGAGCCUGAACUCCGUCACACCAGUGGGUGGUGUGAUGGCUCUGAGCAUCUGCACUGUUCUCUUCCUCAAGCUUUACUCAUACACAGAUGUUAAUAAAUGGUGCCGAGAACAAAGACAAGCCAAAGCUCGAACCCUGUCUCGCUCUCACUCCUGUCCGUCCGUGCACAAAGCAAACGGCACAGCGGGAUACACACAUGUGACAUAUCCGGGAAACCUCACACACAGAGACAUUUAUUACUUUGCUUUUGCUCCGACUCUGUGUUACGAGCUGAAUUUUCCACGCUCUCCACGGAUACGCAAACGUUUCCUGCUGCGGCGACUGCUGGAGAUGCUGUUUCUAAUGCAGCUGAUGGUCGGAUUAAUACAGCAGUGGAUGGUUCCGACGAUUCAGAACUCUAUGAAACCCUUUCAGGACAUGGAUUUCUCCAGAAUGGUGGAGCGGAUGCUGAAACUCGCUGUGCCCAAUCACUUUAUCUGGCUCAUCUUUUUCUAUUGGUAUUUCCACUCCUCUAUGAACUUCGUAGCGGAGAUCAUGCAGUUCGGGGACCGCGAGUUUUACCGCGACUGGUGGAACUCUGAAACGAUUCCUUAUUUCUGGUCGAACUGGAACAUUCCUGUUCAUAAAUGGUGCCUACGACACUUUUAUAAGCCCAUGUUGGUGCGAGGAGCGAACAAAUUAGCAGCUCAGAUCGCCGUCUUCUUCCUCUCCGCUUUUUUCCACGAGUAUUUAGUGAGUGUUCCUCUUAAGAUGUUUCGGCUCUGGGCGUUUCUGGGCAUGAUGCUGCAGGUCCCGCUGGCCAUUUUGGUUGGCCGAUACCUGAGAGGUAACUAUGGAAACGCCGCCGUGUGGAUGUCUCUGAUCAUCGGCCAGCCAAUCGCAGUGCUCAUGUACGUCCAUGACUACUAUGUGUUGCAUUAUGGGAGCGCAUCUGAGGGCGCAGCCUGGUGACGCAGCUGUUUCUGCAAUAAUGUUGAAUGUAAAAAAACAAUGCAUCUAUUUUUAGAAGGGAGAUCUCAGAUUUUUAUCUAAAUGAGUGAUUAUUAUUCAUAAAGGCACUUGGAAGGUGAGCAGACGUGUUUUUAAAUCCCACGCAAACACUGCCGAGCCAAAGCAGCACGUCAUUGCAAACACUUUGAAUCAUUUGUGUGUCAUUUAUAUUAAUGUGAUGUUUUUAAUUCAGAUUUGUGCUUUCGGUGGUGUGUUUGAUUCAAUCUGUGAGUUUUCUGGCACUUUAUUGAAGACUGCAUGACAUUUGUCAGCUAUAGAAGAAUGUAACUUGCUUUUUUACUCGAUUUUAGUAUUUGCUGUCCAUUUUAAAUUUGGAAAAUGUACAAAAUGAGACUUUUAAAUCUAUAUAUCUGUGAAAAUGUUGAAGCCAAUAUGAAGAAUUACAUGCAAUAUUAUUUAAAUGCGAUUUUAUGGCCACUUUAUUAGGUACACCUGUCCAACUGCUCCUUAACGCAAAUUUCUAAUCAGCCAAUCAUGGCAGCAACUCAAUGCAUUUAGGCAUGUAGACAUGGUCAAGAUGAUCUGCUGCAGUUCAAACUGAGCAUCAGAAUGGGGAAGAAAGGGGAUUUAAGUGACUUUGAACGUGGCAUGGUUGUUGGUGCCAGACGGGCUGGUCUGAGUGUUUCAGAAACUGCUGAUCUACUGGGAUUUUCACGCACAACCAUCUCUAGGGUUUACAGAGAAUGGUCCGACAAAGAGGAAAUAUCCAGUAAGCGGCAGUUCUGUUGUUGAUACCAAAAUUGCUCAAUAGAAGAUUGGAGAAACGUCGCCUGGUCUGAGUCUCCAUUUCUGCUGCCACAUUCGGAUGGUCGGGUCAGAAUUUGCCGUCAACAACAUGAAAGCAUGGAUCCAUCCUGCCUUGUAUCAGCGGUUCAGGCUGCUGGUGGUGGUGUAAUGGUGUGGGGGAGAUUUUCUUGGCACACUUUGGGUCCAUUAGUACCAAUUGAGCAUGGUGUCAACGCCACAGCCUACCUGAGUAUUGUUGCUGACCAUCUCCAUCCCUUUAUGACCACAGUGUCUCCAUCUUCUGAUGGCUACUUCCUGCAGGAUAACGCUUCAUGUCAUAAAGCGCCAAUCAUCUCAGACUGGGUUCCUGAACAUGACAAUGAGUUCACUGUACUCAAAUGGCCCCCACAGCCACCAGAUUUCAAUCCAAUAGAGCACCUUUGGGAUGUGGUGGAACAGGAGAUUGUCAUAAUGGAUGUGCAGCCGACAAAUCUGCAGCAACUGCGUGAUGCUAUCAUGUCAAUAUGGAGCAAAAUCUCUGAGGAAUAUUUCCAGUAGCUUGUUGAAUCUCUGCCAUGAAGGAUUAAGGCAGUUCUGAAGGUAAAAGGGGUCCAACUCAGUACUAGUAAGGUGUACCUAAUAAAGUGGCCAGUGAGUGUAUAUGCUCCGUUCAUUAUUACAGCUGUUUAUUUGUUUGUAAGUUUUUGAGCCUUUAUAUUAAUCUGUUCACUUUAAUGGAUCUGGAUAACAUUUCUAGAUUGAUGUUUAUCACAACAGCGAGAUGUAAAUUCACUUUAUUUCAUUGCAAAUGCAAUAAGAAAAUGCUGUUUUUAAAAUGACGUGUUUCUACAAAACCAGAUUAAACUCAACAACCAGCAGAAUUUAUUCCAGCGAAAGCCGAAGUUUGUACCCGUUCAUGUGGAAUAAAUCUUUUAAAACAG